AAGAAACUGGAAUUUUAUAGGGAGAACUGGCAAAUCAGUCAUUGAAGUAUGUGAAAAAAGUCACGCCCUUGAACUUAAACAACACUCAAUUAAGUUCGUAAGAGCAUCUUCAAUGCUAAAAUGUUAACGGUGCAUACGUGGCAUGCGAAAUAACCAAUUAAAAAAGAAUAAAUACAAUAUCUCUCUUCUUCUUUCCACGGUCUUAUGUGUUUAUGGUGAGUUUUUGUCUGCAAUGUCAAUCACAAUGUCUACAUUUAGACAUUGUGCUUGACAUUGUGAAGAAAAAUUUACCAAAAUGAUGUAAGAUCCUUCAAAUAAGGAAAGAGAUAUUGUAUUUAUUGAUUUUUAAUUGGUUAUUUUUCAUACUACGUAUGCACCGUUAACGUUUUAUCAUUGGAGAUGCUCUAAACUGUACAAAAUCAGUCAAUUUUCUAUUCUAGCCGGUUGAUUCCUGGUAAGCAAGGAUUUGCUGAUGUGGCAGUCCUGUCAAAUUCCCUUUUCUUUUUUCCUUUUUUAAUUUCCCUUUUUUCCUCGCUUCUUUCUUCUUCGGCACAACCAAACCUGAAACCUCUACUCCCCUGCUUUCUUCUCCCCUGCUUUCUUCUUUUUAGGCCCAGCCUGCCCCACCCCUCCCCCCCUUUUUCUUCCCAUUCAUAAUUACUCUCCAAUUCUCUUAGUUCACUCUCAAGAUUCGGAGAAAUGGCUGUCACGCCGGGAUCUAUCUAUGCUGACCACCAUUUCCAGCACCUCAGCCUUCGCAGUUUUUACAUCACCUCUUGUCGUCGUUCCAAUAUCACCCACGACCUCAAUAGCUCUCUCAGAGUCAUCAAACCCAUCUGCCGACUGAGUUUUCUCCCGGAAGAAUCUACUUCAAGAUCCGCCGGAACUCGAGUUCCGGUCCCUAGGAUCGAUGCACGCGAAAUCCACCGGAGCUUGACUCUGUCGUGGAAGUCGGAUGCUUUGAGGUUAUUAACCACAGAAUUUUGAACGAACUAAUCUGGUCGGUUCUUGCCAUCAGAGAUGAAGGCGAAGGCGGCUCAGUCACCGAAGAUUCUAUAUUUCCAUGGGCCUUUGAAGAAGGGUCGGGUAGGAAAGAAAUUAAAUAGCGGAGAAAAGAAUUCUGUAUGGGAGGGAGAAGAUAGGUAGAGACGAGGCCAAAGAAAAAAGAAGAUGGGGAAGUUGGCCGGAAGAAAAAUGGGGAAGACGAAAGAAAAGGAAAGAAACAAAAAAAUGACACUUGGAUGCCAUGUCACCAUAGUCACCGGCUUACUCAGAAGAAACCGGUUAAAUUAGGAAAUUGACCGAUUUUGUAUAAUUUACGGACUUAAUUAGGCGUUUUAAUCAAGCAUCUGCACUUGAUUCUUCAAGCCCGCCGCCUCAAGGUAUGAUUAAAUGCAACUUCGAUGCAGCUAUCUUCCCCCAAACAAGACAAGUGGGAUAUGGGAUUAUUCUGAGAGAUGAUCAAGGAAAAUUUAUUGCAGCCCGGAAUGGUUUUCUUAACUGUCAUCAAGAUCCUUUGUUAGCCGAAUCUAUGGCAUGUAAGGAGGCUUUGUCUUGGUUGAUAAAUAGAGGCGACGCGAACGUGGUGAUCGAGACAGAUUGUCUUGUUCUGAAGAAUGCUGUUGAUCGAGAGGAUCACGCACUGUCCUAUUUUGAACGUGCUUGCAAACUGCUAUUUAAUUUCCUUUUUAAUUCUCAUUUUGCUCAUGUCAAACGCUCAGCAAAUGUUAUUGCUCACGCGUUGGCUCAGGCUAUUAUCAC
Messenger RNA from Cuscuta epithymum, 1761 nucleotides. NCBI's taxonomy places the organism in Eukaryota, Viridiplantae, Streptophyta, Magnoliopsida, Solanales, Convolvulaceae. The record is from the annotation of a GenBank genome assembly.